CAGCCUUGCUUCUGAUCCAUACUAGUAGUAGUUACUUCCACCAUGCCAUUGAUGCCUGACCAAGAUUCUUCUUCUUCUCCGGAGAUGAUUCCUUUUAGCAGCAACAGAGUCGGUGAUCCGGAAAUUCUGCACCCCACCAAGUACGAUGUGUUCAUCAGAUUCAAGGGAGCUGAUGUUCUGGACAACAUCCUCAGCCACCUCUACCUUCACCUCAAGAAUAUCAAGAAACUUGUCGCCUACAAAGAUGACGUGGAUUUGCCCUGAGGAGAGGAGAUCUCGCCCUCGGUCUUGCAAACGAUCUAUGUAGUGAUCCUCUCUCGCAAAUAUCCGAAUUCCCAAUGGUGUGUGGACGAGCUGGAGAAAAUCUUGCAGUGUGUGAAACAGCAACACCAGAAGUUCAUACUAGUUAUCCAUGACAUGAGUUUCUCUGAUUUCUGUGGGGCCUUGCCCUUCUCUGUUGCUGCAAAUGUUCAAAAGCUAGAAGGACCAACUAGAAAAAAUAAUCGGCCUCGCCGGACUGGAUUACAUGGUCAUUAGGUAUUCUAAUAAGUUAUAAGUUAAAAU
This is a messenger RNA of Linum trigynum, 564 nucleotides long. The record is from the annotation of a GenBank genome assembly. Lineage: Eukaryota; Viridiplantae; Streptophyta; Magnoliopsida; Malpighiales; Linaceae.